GGCUGGAGAUGGAAAAGAUGAUUAAACUACACUCUUCUUCCAAUCUCCGCCUAUCGCCACUGUCUUCCACCGCCUCAACCAUGGCGAUGUUCCUCCUGGUUCUUUCUUUUUCUGUCCCAAAUUAUGUCAAUGCUGUAAAAUCUGAUUCAUUCACCCCACAAGAUAGCUUCCUUCUUGAUUGUGGCGCCACCACCUCCACCACCCUCCCCGGCCAAAGGGUGUUCUUGAAUGAUCAAGAAACCAGCAAAUAUUUGGCCUACGAAGGACGAGAUAUAAAGGUUUCUGUCACCUCCGCUGAUGUUCCUUCACCAGUUUAUCUGUCGGCUAAAAUAUUUGAAUCCAUUGCAACGUACACUUUCCAUGUAACCAGGCCGGGUUGGCAUUGGAUUAGGCUCCAUUUUUUCCCAGUCGAGAACAGUGAGAAGGAUUUGAAGAAUGCGCAAUUUUUAGUCAAGACGAAUGAUUUGGUACUAAUCCAUGAAUUUGAAAAUACUGGAAACACGAGCUGGUCUAUGAGGGAGUACCUUGUCAAUGUGACAAUAGAGAGAUAUUCUGUUGUAUUCCAACCUAAUAAAGACAGUGUGGCUUAUGUUAAUGGAAUUGAAUUCGUUUCAGCUCCCGAUAUUCUUAUUGGCGAUGUUGGGUCGAUGCUUUUCCCCAAGGGACAGUACCACGGGCUAGGCCACAACGCGUACCAGACGAUGUACAGGUUGAACGUGGGAGGCAAUUCUGUCACCCCACAGAAUGAUACCCUUGGAAGAACCUGGGAACCUGAUCGUACAUAUAUCGAUCCAAGUGUUACUGCCUCGAAUGUUUCUGUCUCUCCCAGUAUUAUUACAUAUCCUGAGGGGGAGUCGCCCUUCAUUGCUCCACCUGUGCUUUAUGCAUCCGCCACUCAAAUGGCGGAUGCCAACGUUCUGGUACCUAAUUUCAACAUCACUUGGAGAAUGAACAUUGAUACUUCAUUCACCUACCUGGUUCGUUUGCAUUUUGCUGAUAUCGUGAGCAAAUCUGUAAAUGAUCUCUAUUUCAAUGUAUUCAUUAAUGGAAAGCCAGCGAUUACCGGGCUGGACUUGACCACCGUGGCAGGUGGCUUGACGGCAGCUUAUUAUGCUGAUUUUGUGAUGAAUUCUUCCAUGGUGGACAAUGCCAACCCGAUGACUGUUCAGGUUGGACCGAUGAAUGAAAAUACCGGUACAAGAAAUGCACUUCUCAAUGGUCUUGAGGUUUUCAGGAUGAACAAUUCCGUUGGUAGCCUGGAUGGAGAAUAUGGUGUUGAUGGGAAGUCGGCUGAUGGGCCAGGCCGUGGUACCGUGGCUGCUGUUGGAUUUGCAAUGAUGUUUGGAGCAUUUGUCGGUUUAGGUGCAAUGGCUGUCAAGUGGCAAAAGAGGCCACAAGAUUGGCAGCAGAGUCAUAGCUUUUCGUCUUGGUUGCUUCCGCUCCAUGCUGGAGACACGACCUUUAUGUCAAACAGUAAGACUUCUUUAGGCUCUCGUAAGAGCCAAUUCUUCUCAUCGACUUCGGGAUUAGGCCGAUACUUUUAUUUAGCAGAGUUGCAGGAGGCAACCAAGAACUGGGAUCCAAGUGCAAUCAUUGGUGUUGGUGGCUUUGGCAACGUCUAUAUAGGAGAAAUCGAUGAUGGACUGAAGGUCGCCAUUAAACGAGGCAAUCCACAGUCCGAACAAGGGAUUAAUGAGUUCCAGACAGAGAUUCAAAUGUUGUCCAAGCUUAGACAUCGCCAUUUGGUGUCGUUGAUUGGAUAUUGUGAUGAAAACUCGGAGAUGAUUCUAGUUUAUGAGUACAUGUCCAAUGGACCUUUCCGCGACCAUAUUUAUGGGAAGGAUUUACCACCCCUAUCUUGGAGGCAAAGGCUCGAAAUCUGCAUCGGGGCUGCUCGUGGGCUCCACUACCUGCAUACUGGCACGGCUCAAGGCAUCAUUCAUCGUGAUGUCAAGACCACCAACAUCUUGUUGGAUGACGAUUUCACAGCAAAAAUGGCUGAUUUUGGGCUGUCUAAAGAUGGUGCAACAGGUGGUGAGCAAACUCACGUGAGCACGGCUGUUAAAGGAAGCUUUGGGUACCUCGACCCCGAGUACUUCAGGAAACAGCAGCUCACGGAGAAGUCUGAUGUGUACUCAUUUGGGGUUGUCCUAUUCGAGGUCUUAUGCGCCCGUCCUGCCAUCAACCCUGCAUUGCCAAGAGAGCAAGUAAACUUGGCAGAAUGGGCAAUGCAAUGGAAGCGAAAAGGUCUAUUAGACAAAAUCAUCGAUCCCACACUAAUCGGGCACAUCAACCCCGAGUCAAUGAAGAAAUUUGCAGAGGCUGCAGAAAAAUGUUUGGCUGAAUAUGGGGUCGACAGGCCUAGUAUGGGCGACGUCUUGUGGAACUUGGAGUACGCUUUGCAACUUCAAGAAGCCUCGUCCAAAGGAAAUACUGACGAAGAAAAUAAGGCAUUAGCCACCCCGGCCUCUCCUGCUAUAGUCCCUCCUGCAGCUUCUACCACAGACAACCAGCCUCUUUCUCUACCUUUGGAAAGUAACAACCCGGCUGAAGUACAAGUCAUUGAGGAGCACUCUGGAACAGCAAUGUUUUCACAAUUUGCCUCGCUUAGUGGGCGAUAAUUGAACGUUUAUUAGAUGAUCGAGCGGAAAUCUAGAUGGUAUAUAUAAAAUUACCACAUAAAAGUUGAAUUCCAGGUUGCCUGAUCUUUUGUAUUCUCAACUUGUGUGUUAUAUGGUGUAAUUUAAGUAAUUUUUCAUUUUAGAUGUAAA
This is a messenger RNA of Olea europaea var. sylvestris, 2771 nucleotides long. Its product is annotated as probable receptor-like protein kinase At2g21480. The transcript has a single exon. Gene Ontology annotation, molecular function: transmembrane receptor protein tyrosine kinase activity; ATP binding. The record is from RefSeq and is a predicted model, not a curated record. Gene Ontology annotation, biological process: protein autophosphorylation. The coding region runs from base 9 to 2621 and encodes 870 amino acids. NCBI's taxonomy places the organism in Eukaryota, Viridiplantae, Streptophyta, Magnoliopsida, Lamiales, Oleaceae. Gene Ontology annotation, cellular component: plasma membrane; plasmodesma.